Aspergillus alliaceus is the source of this 1978-nucleotide messenger RNA. Its product is annotated as cell wall glucanase. Lineage: Eukaryota; Fungi; Ascomycota; Eurotiomycetes; Eurotiales; Aspergillaceae. Gene Ontology annotation, molecular function: glycosyltransferase activity; hydrolase activity, hydrolyzing O-glycosyl compounds. Gene Ontology annotation, cellular component: fungal-type cell wall. The record is from RefSeq and is a predicted model, not a curated record. The transcript is spliced from 4 exons. Gene Ontology annotation, biological process: fungal-type cell wall organization; carbohydrate metabolic process. The coding region runs from base 140 to 1267 and encodes 375 amino acids.
CCACUCUUCUGCUUCCUCUAUACCUUAACUCCUAGAUCUUCACUUCUUACUACCCGCAAGACAGUCUUCCUCCUUCCACGUUUGAAACGUGCGUGUUCAGCAUCCUUUCCUAUUGUUUGUUUCAUUUCUACUACACAUCAUGAAGUUGCCCAUAAUUAGUGCGGCGAUUCUCCUCUGCUUUACUCCAAGACCCGUGCUAGCUCAGACAUUUUCAGACUGCAACCCAUUGGGCAAAACAUGUCCUCCAAAGCCCGCCCUGGGCACGUCAGGUACUUGGGACUUCACCUCAGGUAGUUCCACCGAUUUCGCGGAGGUCGGAAGUCCAACGUUUGGCAGCGAUGGUGUCGAGUUCACAGUGGCUAAACAAGGGGAUGCCCCAUUAAUACAAUCUGGCUGGUACAUCAUGUUCGGGCAUGUCGAAUUCGUGAUAAAGGCUGCCCCAGGCACGGGGAUUGUCAGUAGUGCCGUUCUUCAGUCAGAUGACUUGGAUGAAAUUGACUGGGAGUGGCUUGGGGGCAAUAAUGUUUACGUCCAAAGUAACUACUUCGGAAAGGGAAUUACCGAUAGCUUCAAUCGUGGUGCUACCCAUGAUAACGUGGGAAACCAUGACAAUUUCCACACCUACACUAUCGAUUGGACUAGUCAACAGAUUGUCUGGCAGAUUGAUGGUAAGACCGUUCGCGUGCUGACUCCGGAGACGGCGGCAACCAACCAAUAUCCUCAAACCCCGAUGAUGGUCAAAGUUGGAGUUUGGGCUGGUGGUGAUCCCAAUAACCCACAGGGUACUAUCGACUGGGCUGGCGGAAAAACUGAUUACGAUGCCGGCCCCUACACGAUGUACUUGAAGUCGCUCAAGGUGACCGACUAUUCAACCGGCACCGAAUACUCAUAUGGUGACCAGAGUGGGUCGUGGCAGUCAAUCAAGUCUCAGGGUGGAAAAAUCAAUGGUAAUAUCGCCGCUGAGUCUAUCUCUUCUGUGGAGUCUGCUCCGGCUAUCACCUCAACCGUUGCUAGCAUCCCUAUCCCUUGGAGUGGAACACACCGCCAAACAUCGAGCUUUGUGACACCGAGUGUGUGGCCUUGGGUUCCCAGAGCGACGACCGCAUCUCCAGGGGACUCGAGGGGCCCGGGUCCUCUGCCGAGUGGCUGGACAUUUUCUGGCUCCCGGCAAGUCCAGCCGCCGAGCGCGGCUUCAAUGAUCUUGUCACCCAUCUACAUCUGUGUCAUCGCGUUCCUCGCGGGUUUCAGUUUCCCGCUCUGGCACUAGAAGCACGACAUGGACUCUCCCCCAUUUCGACGGGCGUUUUGACCAGCUUGCCAAAGCAAACGCAGUUGGUUACCUCUCCAGCCCAAUCGACCAUUACCUCUAUUUACUCAACUAUCCUUUUAAUGCGUACAACCACCACUGCCACGGCUGCAGACGUCACAUCAACACAGCCGACUAUCUCUCCAACGCAAUCGCUUCGCACUUCAGCAUUGAUCAUUUCCUCCAAACGACUUUUACUGGCCCUCCAUUUGCUACAACUAAUGUGAGCGGCCCUAGCUACGCCAGAAACAACUCCGCAUCGACGACUAUAGCUCCUAAUAUAGAGGCUGCUAAUCCUAUGUUCGACGCCCCUAUGUCUAUAGUCGCUCCUUAGCCGUGACGAGUAGUGCGACGGAGAUGUUUUAAACAGCCGGGAUGAAUUAGAUGGGGCUCCUUACUAAGUGCACUCAUGAUGGGUAUGGGAUAUGAGGUCACGACUGUCACGACCAAGGUUCGCCACAUGUACAUACACUGCACCUUUACGUUCUCGCAGGUGUCUUUGUUAGCACGAUUAUAAUGACCAUUAGCUAUGUAUUAUACGGAAUUGGAGUUGGUAUUAAUUGCUUCCCAAAGUCAAUGCAAUAAAAAUCCACCAACCACUGUGAAUUCACUUGCCCGGGAGGAGCUGAAGGUAACUUAGGCAGUAAGGAAGUAUAGACUACAUGGCUGACG